AUGAGGUCCGACCCAAGCACCAGAAAGUCAGAUGCCCUUUGCAAAUUCCACCAGGAACACGGACACAAGAUAGAAGAUUGCAUCACCCUAAGGCAAAACGUUGUGAACAUACUGCAUCAAGGACACCUCAAAGAGUUGUUGAGUGACAGGGGGAGGAACAACUUCGCCAGAGGUCGUGAGCGCCAAGGUCCGCCGAAGCUGCCAUCACCAGUUCGUACCAUCAAUAUGAUUAUCGAUGGCAACGAUGAUGCCUCCAUCAACGGCAUUAAGUUAAGCUCUACUCACAAUCUCAAAAGAUCCAUCACCUACGAACAAUAUGAUGGACUCGAAGAAAGUAUCAUUUUCGACGAGUCAGAUGUCGACGGUUUGACUUUCCCUCACAAUGAUGCUCUCAUCAUUACUUUAUGA
Molecule: messenger RNA, 408 nt
Organism: Nicotiana tabacum (common tobacco)
Lineage: Eukaryota; Viridiplantae; Streptophyta; Magnoliopsida; Solanales; Solanaceae
Source: RefSeq, a predicted model, not a curated record